Messenger RNA from Malania oleifera, 1637 nucleotides. RefSeq names its product secretory carrier-associated membrane protein 5. Gene Ontology annotation, cellular component: trans-Golgi network membrane; recycling endosome membrane. The record is from RefSeq and is a predicted model, not a curated record. The coding region runs from base 347 to 1480 and encodes 377 amino acids. Gene Ontology annotation, biological process: protein transport. The transcript is spliced from 12 exons. Lineage: Eukaryota; Viridiplantae; Streptophyta; Magnoliopsida; Santalales; Ximeniaceae.
AUAGAAAAAAAGCCCCAUCUCUCUCUCUCUCUCUCUCUCUCUCUCUCUCUCUCUCUCUCUGUUUUGCUGGCUGCUUGUUUCCUUACCAAUUUCUUUGCAAAGUCUUACUUGAGAAAAUUCUUGAGCUUUAGCUGACCACGAACAAGUUUUCUCGUUCGCUCGCUUUUCUAGGGUUUGAUCUUGCUCCUGUUCUCUGGAUUUCGCUUGUGCGGGGAGGGGUCAGUUCGUGAUUCUGAAGUUUUGCGUUGCUUUCUCCAGAAGAAAGCUUGCUUUCUUUUAGUGUAGAUCUGGAAGAUUUGUGUGUUUCCUCUUGGAUUUUUGAUUCUGCAAAAAUUUUGAGCUUGUGAUGGCUAGGCGUUACGAUAGCAACCCUUUCGACGAAGAAGAUGAAGUUAAUCCCUUUGCGGAUCAAGCAGGUCGGGGCAAAGUAUCAGGACAGUCAGCCUAUGGUGGAGGUUCAUUUUAUACAACAAAUCCGGGCAGCGUUCCCUCUGCUGCAAACUCAAGGCUUGCUCCACUUCCACAUGAGCCUGCAGAUUUUGCCUAUGAUCGUGGUGCAACAAUUGACAUCCCCCUUGACACUGCUAGUUCAAACUAUCAGGAUUUAAAAAAGAAAGAGAAGGAACUUCAAGCGAAGGAAGCUGAAUUGAGGAGGAGGGAACAGGAAGUGAAGCGGAAAGAAGAAGCUGCAGCACGAGCUGGAAUUGUCCUUGAGGAGAAAAAUUGGCCGCCAUUUUUCCCCAUUAUCCAUCAUGAUAUUGCAAAUGAAAUACCGGUUUAUCUACAAAAAUUGCAGUAUGUGGCAUUUACAACAUUAUUAGGAUUGGCACUGGCUCUUACGUGGAAUGUUAUAGCUGUUACUGCUGCAUGGAUCAAAGGAGAAGGUGUAAAAAUAUGGUUCCUUGCCAUUAUCUACUUCAUAGCAGGGGUUCCAGGAGCCUAUGUGUUGUGGUAUCGCCCGCUAUAUCGUGCUUUCAGGAAUGAAAGUGCUUUAAAAUUUGGAUGGUUUUUCCUGUUUUAUUUGCUUCACAUUGGCUUCUGCAUCCUUGCCGCUGUUGCUCCUCCAAUAGUUUUCAAAGGAAAAUCUCUUACUGGUAUCCUGGCUGCAGUAGAUGUUUUUGGUGACCAUGCUUUGGUUGGGAUCUUCUACUUUAUUGGAUUUGGAAUAUUCUGUGUUGAGACAGUGCUCAGCAUCUGGGUUAUUCAGGUCCAAUUUAUACUUUCUCCUCUCUCUCUCUCUCCCCAGUGGACAAGAACACUUUCUGCUGCAUCAGCCAUCAUCUCUUCAUUUCUGCGAAUUCACAUUUAUGUCCAUUUUGUUGCAGCAAGUGUACAUGUAUUUCAGAGGCAGCGGGAAAGCUGCGGAGAUGAAGCGCGAGGCUGCCAGAGGAGCCAUGAGAGCAGCCCUGUGAUACCAAUGUUGAAACCACUUCAAGCAGCAGCAAGAUUGUAUGUCAUGCUUCGGCACGCCUGUUCAUAACUUGUUUUGAGUGCCAGUUUGGUUUUUGAUGUAUUUUGAUAGCACAUGUGAUAUGAUUAGGAGACUUGACAAAGCAAGGGCUUGGUACAGACGUGCUCAAACCAUACGUGUAUUUGUUAAUCAUACUGGUAUCUUAAUUUUAUGAGUUAUUUUUACA